Lathyrus oleraceus (garden pea) is the source of this 501-nucleotide messenger RNA. RefSeq lists its product as uncharacterized. The transcript has a single exon. Bases 1 to 501 code for a protein of 166 amino acids. NCBI's taxonomy places the organism in Eukaryota, Viridiplantae, Streptophyta, Magnoliopsida, Fabales, Fabaceae. The record is from RefSeq and is a predicted model, not a curated record.
AUGAAAGAACACUUAACCGAAAAGCGUAAAUUGAAAUGUGAUGAAAAUAUUGUUUUAGCAGCAAUGUGUGGUGCUAUUAUUCAACACAAGUUACCACUUAAACUAACUGAUUCAUGUAGAUUUACUAUUCAUUAUUCUAUUGGUCCACUAAAGAUUGGUCAUGCACUCUGUGAUUUAGGAGCAAAUACCAAAUUGAUGUCUCUAUCAAUGAUGAGGAGACUGAGCUAUGGAGAACCAAAGUCAAUUCAUAUGACUUUUACUUUAGCUUAUCGAUUUAUCACUUAUCCAUAUGAAGUUCUCAAAGAUGUGUUUAUGAGAGUAGAUGAUUCAUUGUUCUUAGUUGAUUUUGUGAUCCUAGAUAUGACAGAAGAUUAUGAAACACCAUUACUAUUUAAAAGACUUUUCUUAACAACAGGUAGAGUUUUGAUUGAUGUUGAGAUGGGAGAAAUAAUUUUAAGAUUCAACAAAGAACAAGUUAUUUUUAACGUUUUUAAGCCAUGA